AUGGACCAGGUCCUCAAAGCCCGAAAGAUGAGCUCUGCCUCUGCUCGGAGGAAAAAGUUCCAAGAACGACAGCAGCAACAGGCUCUAGAUCGAGAGAAGCUGGCUGAACACAAGAGGAGGAUUUUGAUGUAUGACCAUAUGGCGGAACAUGUGUCCGACCCCGCGCAUGGCCUUGACGGAGACAGUUCUGCAGAUGAAGUCGACAUGGACGCUGAGCGCUUUAAUCGAGAGUCAUCUGUCGAGACACCUUCGGAGAGGAGCGUUUUGACCCCGGACGACAUGGCCUUGAACAGAGCUCCCUUUGGAAAACCACCCUCACCCGGGCCACUGCAGGUGGCAGGUCUCAAAAUACAGAUACCAGAUGAGGAGGAGGUCCUUCAACAGAUGGAGGUCGACGAGGUUCGUGUUAUCGUGCCACCUUCUCCGAAGCCUGUUGUCCAAGCUUCCCUGGCUUCCUGGUCCGACUUCCGAUACGACCGCUAUUCGGCAGUCCUCGACUCUCCACUAUUCGAAGCCCUCAGCCCUGAGUUCGACAAUGAGGAAACCUUCUCCCCAAUUGAAACAGCCACGCCGAUAUCCUACCAGCAGCCCAAAUCCCGACCUUCACUGAUAUCCAUAGUCAGCAUCACCCACCGAGGCAAACGAAGGACGGCCUCGAUGCAGAGCCCUCUGUCGCAGACUGUGGCUCAAACGUCGGAUCGACCAUUGAAGCGCCAGUCGAUGAGUAGUGUGCGUUCUGGGUUCCCUGCGGCGGAAGCUACUCUCGUCGAAGUUCCCAACCUUCCCGCCAAUGCUUUCGAACUCAUCGCCAAUGCUAGCCAGGAAUCGCUACUCUUGUCCACGAAGGAGUCGACCAGGUCAAAAGCCGAUAGGAAGUCCAGUAUGCCGCGGCUGUCGACUGCACUGAGCCACGCACGCAUGAGCAGUAUCAAAAGCUUCAUCAAAACGCCUACGACUGCGACGACGCCUCUCCCACAGACGCGAUCAUCGUCUCGGCCUUCAAGUCAUGUGAGCAGACCUUCCACUGCGAGUACGCCUGGGUCGGACGUUUAUUAUGUGAUGAAAAACCCCGCCGCAUCAACGAGCUCGGGAAAUCUCUCCUCGAUUACUCGCCCGCUCACUUCUCAGAAUACUUCACACGCAACGAUGGGGCCCACAGGCUCUAACAUGACGGCUCUACCAACCCUCCCAACUCCCCCAGCCGACGAAGAAGCUUCUGACCCGUUCGCCACUAGACCAGCGAUGCAGAGGAAAAAAUCUUUCUCGGCACUCCGGAGACGAAGUGAAAGUAUUGGACAAGCCAUCAAAGGAUUGGGCAAGAUUACGACCAAACACGAUGUUCCAGUACCAACAAAUCCAGGUCUGAUGACCCCAAAGAAACCACAGCCAUUUGAUUUGGGUCAAUUCCCCACUCCGCCCUUACCUUCUCCUCGGACUGGGAAAAGUAGUGCAGGCUCAUUCACUUCGACCAGGGUCAUGAGUAGUGGAGGUCAUAUAGGGCUAGGUCUGCGGAGUAUCGAAGGAUUCGCCCAAAGGUGA
Messenger RNA from Fonsecaea monophora, 1539 nucleotides. RefSeq lists its product as hypothetical. Lineage: Eukaryota; Fungi; Ascomycota; Eurotiomycetes; Chaetothyriales; Herpotrichiellaceae. The transcript has a single exon. Bases 1 to 1539 code for a protein of 512 amino acids. The record is from RefSeq and is a predicted model, not a curated record.